Messenger RNA from Naegleria lovaniensis, 1272 nucleotides. RefSeq lists its product as uncharacterized. The record is from RefSeq and is a predicted model, not a curated record. Bases 1 to 1272 code for a protein of 423 amino acids. The transcript has a single exon. Gene Ontology annotation, biological process: small GTPase-mediated signal transduction. Gene Ontology annotation, molecular function: GTP binding; GTPase activity. Lineage: Eukaryota; Heterolobosea; Eutetramitea; Acrasida; Naegleriidae.
AUGAAUGAAUUGAACACACUGGCUGGAUUAGUUUUUCAUUCCAACUCGGAAUGCAUCAAGAAUGAAUGUUAUCACUCAUCACAAAUACAAUUUCCUUCCGAUGGAGCUUCCGUCAUUUACAACAAUAAUUUUGGAUUUCAAAUCAUGCUCGCUUCUUGGCACGAUUAUUUGUGGAGCAAGUUCAUCACAGAAAGAAUUAACUUUUUAAAUGAAAACGUGUUACUACCAUUGAGAAACAAUCAUAACACGAAUGAAAAUAACAAUCAUGAAGAGGAUACCUUUGUAUUAACAAUUCCACAAAACAAUUUUCGACGUGAGUUUUUGAAACAAAUUUGGAAUCGUGUGGAACAAUUGCAGAAUCGAAUUUUUAGAGAAAGAGAAGAAAGAAAAAGGUAUUUUGAGUCACUUGUCAAACAAAUUGAAACUGAAGCUGCCCAACAUACACCUACCAAGCUUGAUUUAAAUUCACUACCUGAUAUUCGAUCAGAUGAUUCUCAUAUUCACACUCCAAAAGUUGCAUUCUCAAUCCAAAAACAACGAGAAUUAAGAGAACACGUUCUCACAGAACACAAUAUCAAUCACGUCAACAUUCAAAGCUCGUCAUUACAUGAUGCACUUAAAGAUCAUCACAGCCUAAAAUGGUUGAUUGUGGGUCAAAGUGGUAUUGGAAAAACAUGUUUAAUGUUUAUGACUAGUCGUAACUUAUAUCCUGAUUGGAGUCCAUCCAUUGUUGAUGCAUUCGUCUGCGAUGACAUUGUAGUUCCUUUUUUCAAUGAGAAAUUAGAAAAAACAUGUGAAAAAACAUUUGCAAUGGGAUACUGGGACACUUGUGAAAGGGAAGAACAGCACAAAAUAUUAAAUCGGUUGAGCUAUCCAAGUACUGAUAUCGUGACCCUGGCAUUUAGUUUGGACAAUUGGAAGUCUCUGAAAUAUUUAGCUGAACGCAUGGUUUGGGAUAUUCACGCUUUCAUUCCAAGCGCCACCAUCAUGGUGUUAGGUUUGAAGAAAGAUUUGAGAAAAAUUCAAAUGUGGAAAUCGUUAUUGCUUUCCAAUGUUGAAGAGCCAAUAUCCUUUGAAGAGGGGCUUGAAUUUUCCAAAGUAAUUGGAGCUGUUGCUUAUUUAGAAGCCAGUGCCAAAGAAAAUAUUGGAUUGGAAAGAUGGAAUCAAAAGCUGACAAUUUUGAGACUCGUGGAUCUUGUAAAUAAGCAUGAAAACGCAUCACAUACUCAAGGUACAAAGACCAAGUCAAAGAAAUCUUGUGAUGUGCAGUAG